Penicillium macrosclerotiorum is the source of this 294-nucleotide messenger RNA. RefSeq lists its product as uncharacterized. Bases 1 to 294 code for a protein of 97 amino acids. The record is from RefSeq and is a predicted model, not a curated record. NCBI's taxonomy places the organism in Eukaryota, Fungi, Ascomycota, Eurotiomycetes, Eurotiales, Aspergillaceae. The transcript has a single exon.
AUGACGCGAUGGCGGGGCCCAGAAUCCCUUCUUUACCCUCCACGGCCGAUACACUUGGCCCAGGCAGUCCAAACAGACCAGACAGACCAGACAGACCAGGCAGCCCAUGGCUCUCGCGAUUGGGACGAGUGGAGACUCCAUAAUGCAUUCCGGUCGACUGGCCCCAUCAGCCCGUGCUCCACCCUGGGGUAUGGGCUGGUCCUGGGUUCUGGGUUCGGAGGUUUGGGUUGCACGGUGCUCGCCAAAGGACGGGAUCUGCUGGCGCAGCAGCAGGAAGAGGAGAAGGAGGGAUAG